AUGAUUGUUAUGCGUGACCCGGUUUAUACAAAAUGCAUGAAUGCCUUGCAACAAGUGACUGCCCGCCAAGGACGUCCAAUCGUCGUGUGCGAAGAAGGUGAUACUGAAACAAAAAGCUUAGCAUCCCGUGUCUUAGAGGUUCCAAAGACAGUAGACUGUCUUCAAGGAGUCCUUACUGUUAUUCCCAUGCAAUUAUUGGCAUUCCAUAUAGCCGUUUUGAGAGAAUGUAAUGUUGACUGUCCAAGAAAUCUUGCUAAAUCUGUAACUGUAGAAUGA
Molecule: messenger RNA, 276 nt
Organism: Pieris macdunnoughi
Lineage: Eukaryota; Metazoa; Arthropoda; Insecta; Lepidoptera; Pieridae
Source: the annotation of a GenBank genome assembly